This is a messenger RNA of Galleria mellonella (greater wax moth), 2794 nucleotides long. RefSeq lists its product as uncharacterized. The record is from RefSeq and is a predicted model, not a curated record. The transcript is spliced from 2 exons. Bases 666 to 2537 code for a protein of 623 amino acids. Lineage: Eukaryota; Metazoa; Arthropoda; Insecta; Lepidoptera; Pyralidae. Gene Ontology annotation, molecular function: DNA binding; protein dimerization activity.
AGCAAGCAGGACUGCCAGAUGUGAAGGGGAAAUCCCCAAUAAAUUGUUGCAUGUGACUGAUGAUGUGAGCAUGUUCGUUUCAUAAUAAAAAUGUUGCCAGGUAACCAAAAAGUCGUAUGUUUUUGUGCGAAUUACGAUCAUAAUCUUUACGAUCGUACAUUAAAAAAUAGACAAAUAAUAGUAUGAGUACGAUUUAAAUCGUAUAUCUGUCAACCCUGCUAGCAAGACAGCGACAAAAUCACGUUGCAUAACAAUGUAGCCCAAGCUUAUAUCUUAUGAAAUAUACGGAAGAGAUACGGACUUAGAAAAAACAGAAAUGUUGUUCUUUGUGGAAGUCAUUGAUGAAAUUCUAUGUAUUUUAGCCCGCAAACUUUCUUCAAACAAAAACAGCGCCAUCUAGUAUCGAGUUCUGUAAUUAUCUCUUUGUUUAUGGAUUUGAAGUAAGACCGCCACGCAUGCAAUACAUUAUGACUGGGGAUUCCCCUAUUCGUCGACGCUGAAUAUGAGGCGACGACAAUCACUGUCAAACGUGUUCACUAUUACUCUGACUCUGGUAACGUGACUUCCUGGUAACGUGUUAGGUAGGAAAAGCAGUAAAAAAGUGCAUAUUAAGGGAGCAGAUUUGAAAUAAUAUUUAUACUUAACAAGAAAUAAUUAAAGGUUCAAUGGGGAGACCUAAAGAUUUACGCAUAUGGGAGCACUACCGUACUUUACCAAACAAGUCUGUUUCUUGCAAGCUUUGUAAUAAGGUCUACAAAUUCAGUAAUGCUGCCAAAAUGCUUCAACAUCUUAUCACUUGUCCAAAAUCUCCAGAAACAUUAAAAGACUCUAUGAAACUUAUAAAAGAUAGCUCGUCCAAAACCAAAAUGUCUGGACUGUCAGAGAUAGAGACAAAUGAUUCUUUUAUAAGCCCCUCGUCGUCUGCUAACACUACAAUAAAUGCUGAGUUUCAAGACACCGAUGAUCAUAUAAAAACAGAAUUAGCGAGAGCUAUAUUUGUAACAGGGACGCCAUUAUCGAUGGUGCAACAUCCUUUAUGGAUACAAUUUUUCGAAAAAUUGCAACCAAAAUUUAAAAUACCUUCACGUAAAGCUUUAGCGACAAAAUACUUAGAUAAAAUAUAUAGAGAAAUGCGUUUUGAGUUAAAUGAGGAACUAAAUGCUUGUAGUUACUUACACCUUCAGUGCGAUGGCUGGUCUAAUUUAAGAAAUGAAGGAAUAAUAAACUUUCUUAUAUCAAAACCUCAACCUGCAUACGUUAAAAGUUUGAAUACAGAAAGUAAUCCUCACACUAGUGAAUACCUUAGCCAAGAAGUUGAAAAAGUAAUGAAAGUGUAUGGAGCAAAUAAGUUUCUUGUACUUAUUGGCGAUAACGCUAGAAAUAUACAAAAGGCAUUCGAAUUAACAAAACUCAAAUAUCCACAUGUUGUUCCUCUCGGUUGCUGUGCACAUAUCCUUAACUUGUUGUGCCAAGAUAUUGUAAAGAUACAAGAAGUAACUGUGUUUAUUAUGCAAGCCAUAAAUAUAAUAAAAACUGUUAAAAGGAGUCAACGAUUAAGUUCCUUGUUGAUAAAAUCAAGGCAGGGUGAAGAUUCUACACAAACACUAAAAUUGCCUUGUGCUACAAGAUGGGGAAGUCAUGUUACUUCGUUAAAAAGUUUGAAAGCAAAUAAGAUAGCUUUGCAAAUAUUAACAGUUAGAGAAGAUGUGGUAAUUUCAAGAGAUAUUAAAGAUUUAAUUCUAAGUGAUGAUUUCUGGACGAAGACAGGGGAAUGUAUAAGUAUUUUGGAACCAGUCACUGAAAGCAUAUUUUACUUAGAGAGCGACCAGAAUCGUUUGCAUCGCACAUACAUUACAUUUAGAGAUGUACAAGCUAAGAUACGUUUUGCAUUAAAUGAGAUUUCGACAUUGAGCGAAGAAAGCAAACAGCAGAUUCUAACAUCAGUAUCUUCAAGAUGCAAUAUGGCAAUGAGGCCAAUACAUUUUGCAGCAUAUAUUCUAGACCCCAGGACUCUAGGAGUCGAACUUACUCAAGAGGAAGAACUUAAGGGUAUGGAGUUAAUCUACAAUUUAAGCCAACACUUAAGUUUGUCAAAUGUAAUGGCAGAUUUGGCGUGUUAUAAAGCUAAAGAAAACUUUUGGGCCAGAGGAUUUGUAUGGAGCUCAUUAGAUAGCAUUGAGCCCCUAAUAUGGUGGAAAGGUAUUUGUGGUUCCACUGAGUUAAGCAAAGUAGCGAUUCGUAUUCUAUCAGCUCCCUGUACUUCGGCAGCCACUGAGCGUUCCUUUAGUAUCCAAGGCUACAUACAUAAUAACAAAAGAAAUCGACUUACAACUGAAAGAACUGAAAAAAUUUCAUUCAUUUGUUAUAACUGGAAUCUUAAACAUAAAGCUGAAUGCGAGGACAUUCAGUUUAAUGAAGAAAAUACCUUAGAAGCUUUCAUUGAGCAAGUAAAUGAACAUAACAGUUUAGACGAAAUAGAGCCUAUCGAACCUAUACAAUUCAUCGCUUGUAAUAACUCUGAAUCUGACAGUGAUUGACUGUAGUUUUACAUUUUACUUUCAUCUCUUUCUUAAUAAACUCAAAAUCAAAUUAAAAGUUUUUUAUUCUGUAGGCUGCAUAAUAAUAUUGUCUAUGUCCAGUAUAGUGGACGUCUUGCGGCUGAGAUGACGAUGAUGAAGUACAAAAUCAUAAACACCCAAAAAUUUGGGUGUUUAUGGGGUUUAAACCCAAUAAACCCAAAACACCCGGUUUUUACCCACCAGACUUUAAACCCACCCAGGUGGAUUGCCCAUCU